Messenger RNA from Dermacentor silvarum, 647 nucleotides. RefSeq lists its product as uncharacterized. The record is from RefSeq and is a predicted model, not a curated record. Gene Ontology annotation, molecular function: serine-type endopeptidase inhibitor activity. The transcript is spliced from 2 exons. Bases 15 to 389 code for a protein of 124 amino acids. NCBI's taxonomy places the organism in Eukaryota, Metazoa, Arthropoda, Arachnida, Ixodida, Ixodidae.
UGUCGUCAGAGUGCAUGGACCCCGUCAAGGCCGCGCCGUGCAAGGACGAAGAGCUGAAGAGGCGCGACCAUCCGUACUUCUUCGAGGGAGGCAACUGCACCGUACAGAAGGGCGCCAAGUGCCUGUACGGCCCUAAUAGGUUCAUCUCCACCCAGGAAUGUCGCGAAUCCUGUCUUAGCACUGAGGAGCCGGCGUGCCGCGCGCCCCGGUUCCAGGGUGCGUGCCGGAUGAGCGAGAAGCGCUUCGUCUACUACUACGACCGCUCGAUGAAGGCUUGCGUCGCCUGGCGCACUUCCUGUCUGGCGGGACCUAACCGCCACGAAUCACUCGCCGCCUGCACCGAGACCUGCAGCCGGAACGUCUUCAAGAAGCUGAUGAUAUGGGAAUGAUGCCGCGCUCCGAACUACGUGCCGCUUUUCUGCAGAACCGAAUGAAUAAUCGCUAAUGAUUACAUUUACUAUAGCAAAUUAACUGUAUCGCAAUGCGUCGUUGUUCCUCGUUCUGUUGGUGUUCGUUUUAACCGAAUUAUCGCUGUUAUCAAGUUGUCACUCGGCACAAGACGCGCCAUACGCAAUCGAAGCUUUCCUUGAACUUUGUUGCCAAUUCGAUAGCACUGGAGUCGUGUCUCGCCACAUUUCGUGCGAGUC